AUGACAACACCCAGAAAUUCAGUGAGUGGAACUUUCCCAGCAGAGCCUGUGAACGGCUCUAGUGACAUGUAUCCUGCUCAGAAAAUAACUCCCUGGAAGAUGUCUUCAUUGGUGGGCCCCACACAACACUUCUUCAUCAGGGAAUCUAAGGCUUUGGGGGCUGUCCAGAUCAUGAACGGGCUCUUCCACUUUGCCCUGGGGGGUCUCUUGAUGAUCCCUGUAGGGAUCUAUGCACCUAUCUGUAUAGCAGUCUGGUACCCUUUCUGGGGAGGCACUAUGUUUAUCAGUUCUGGAUCACUCCUGGCAGCAGUGGAGAAAAAUUCCAGGAAUAUUUUGGUCAAAGGGAAAAUGGUAAUGAACUCACUGAGCCUCUUCACUGCCAUUUCUGGAAUAAUUCUUUUGAUCAUGGACAUAUUUAAUAUCACACUCUCCCAUUUUUUUAAAAUGGAGAGUCUGUAUCUUGUUAAAGAUGCUGAACCACAUAUUAAUAUAUACAACUGUGAACCAGCCAAGACCUCUGAGAAAAACUCUCCAUCUACCCAAUACUGCUACAGCAUGAGAUCUGUGUUCUUGGGCAUCUUUGCAGUGAUGCUGGUCUUCUCCUUCUUCCAGAAGCUUGUGGCAGCUGGCAUCGCCGAGAAUGACUGGAAACAACUGUGCUCCAAACCCAAAGGUGUAAGUUAG
Molecule: messenger RNA, 684 nt
Organism: Orycteropus afer afer
Lineage: Eukaryota; Metazoa; Chordata; Mammalia; Tubulidentata; Orycteropodidae
Gene: MS4A1
Product: membrane spanning 4-domains A1
Exons: 5
Coding region: 1-684 (227 amino acids)
Biological process (GO): cell surface receptor signaling pathway
Cellular component (GO): external side of plasma membrane; plasma membrane
Source: RefSeq, a predicted model, not a curated record